Messenger RNA from Esox lucius (northern pike), 4334 nucleotides. It is a transcript of the gene klhdc7a, whose product is annotated as kelch domain containing 7A. The transcript has a single exon. Gene Ontology annotation, molecular function: protein binding. Lineage: Eukaryota; Metazoa; Chordata; Actinopteri; Esociformes; Esocidae. The record is from RefSeq and is a predicted model, not a curated record. The coding region runs from base 1489 to 3840 and encodes 783 amino acids.
GCUGCCUUUGUAGCACACCAGUGAAUUAUUCACAAACCGUGUCUGCUGAAUCCCAAUCCCUUCAUGGGCAUCUGAAUGCUAUACUAUCAGGUGGCCAAAUAGGAUAUAUUUCACUGAGGAUACUGUUUAAAUAGCUGUGUGUGUUUGACAUCUCCCUGAGGGUCAGCACAUUGCUGCCGGCCCAGCUCUUUGUAGUGACUCUGGCCUCAGUCAAGCGUGUUGUUAUUGGCAACACAAAUUACUUUUUGAAAGCUCAAAUACAGGGACUGAGUGACAGGACUCCCACAAGAUGCAUUUUUGUAUGCCCAUGCAAUCUAUAAAUAUGGAUGAUGUCAGACUCAUGCAGUUGCCUUUUUAAAGAAAAAAAUUGCAGUUGCUAACUAUUUUUUGCCAUUGAGUCUGACUGCAUCCUGUGUCACAGAAUGUCUUGUGUGUGAUAGAAAUGACGACAUCAUUUUUCUUCCCCCCACAUAAAUCGCCUUGCCUCACCGCAACAAAAGAUUAAGACAUGUUUCCUCCAUGUCCAUCUUGACAAGCUGUUCUGAUUCUAAUUACAUUUCUUAUGCAAGCAGGACAUUUUCGCUAGAACACAUGCGCUUGAGGUGAAUAUAAUCAAAAGCCAACAACCAUGAUUGGGAUUCAUAGGCUCUCAAUGCUAUGCUAGUCUCCCAGACAUUGUUGGUAUGUCACAACCAAGAUUCGAACACCUGAUGCAGUUGUAUUGCAAGACAGAAACUGUGUGCCACUUGUGGGCUGCCAUCAUUUGUGUACUUGGAAUGAAAAGUCUGUGCUUAAAUAUAUAUAGUAAAUAUACUAUGGAACCUAUCCCUGUUUUUUUUUAUUAACUGUAGCAAAGCCAAAACCAAAGUGUUGUUAAGUGAGAGAUCUUUGAUCUUUGUCGUUGCCUGUGUGAACAUCUGUAACCUGUUCAUUAAGUCCAUAAAAGCCACCUAUUAGUCAAACCAAAUCCUCAGCAGAUAGCAACUUGUCGUCCACUUGAACUGUAGAGUGACUGUGAUCUAUCAUGAUUUUCUUGUUGAAGUAGGACUGAAAUAGACAUCUGAUCCUGGCCAGCCCUUUGCAUAAUGUAAACAUUAAGCUCAACAGCACUAAAGGUCAGUUUAACCUUCUGCUGACACAAGCCUAGUUCAUAAGAUGUUAAAUCACUAAAUGAACAACACAAUAAACUUGUCUUUUGAUGAGCCUUCAGAUAUACAGGUUUGAAUAUGUUGAUUUUCUACACAGUGAAGGACAGGGCAAACUUAAUCACAUGCUGUAGGAACAUGACCGCUGCUCCGCCCUUGCAGAGAGUGAUGCAAAUAGUGUUGGUGCAGGUUUCAGUUUCAACAUUGUCCACAGAGAGGAGAGAGAACACACACUUAUCAUGUAUCUGCUGCUGCAGACUGUCUGCCACCAUUGGCUAGGAUGCACUGAAAAGUAAUACCCAGACAAAAAGGUUGUUCAACUUGGCAACCCCUCGAUUUAGACAUGCCCCUUUCAGAACAGGUGAAUGUCCAGUUCGACAUGCACCUGUUGGGGAGGCUGACAUGUUCCGUGGUGGCUGUACUGCUCAUAUCUUGGGCAUACAAAUUCUACAACUCCAGAGGUACAGCACCUAAACCCCAGCUUUUUUUGAGGCAUCCCUCAGACAGGCCCACUGAAGCACCCAGAGGAACCUGUCGGAACUGCAAGAUGGAACUGCGAUCUCAAAACACAGCCAAACACGAGGUAGGCAGCGAUGGGGACCAACAGCCUGUGACUGAUGAACUGACUCCUGACAACACCAAUAAAGGGACAGAUGAAGGAGUCAUUGCAGAACUCCCAAUCACCCAGGAAACACUGCCGGAGAAAUCAAACAUAGACAAAGAAAUCGGCUUCGAGUUGAAGGGAGAUAUCUCUGUGUUUGUUGAGAAGGCUGAGGCAGAUGUCCCUGUACUUGUGGAGGAGGGUGAGAUGAAGAUCAGAAAUAGCUUGUUUGGAUCCAUGUUGAAACCUUCUGAUGCCACUGACAGUGGUUCGGCCAGCCCAUCGCACCGUCGGACCCAUUGCUUUCUACAGAGGCUACAGGGUAGUGUGGCGGUGGGCAGGGAGCUAAGGCAGGACUUGGGGAUCCAGGGUACCUACUCCAGCUUUCUCUCCAAGGCAGAAAUCAGAGUGGAAGAUGCCAACCUCGUAAUGGAAGGACCCGGGGAACAGAGUGUUGUGCAGGGGAAGAUCUAUGAAUACUAUGUAGAGUCACAGUCUAUGACAGACUCAGUUGUGGGUCACUUUGAGUUUGAGGGGAAUAUACUUGAUUCACAGUAUGUGGAGUUUGAAAGCGGUGGUAGUAGCCCCACUUAUCCUCAUCUGUCCCUAAGACCCAUCGUCACACGUGAUCUGGUGUUACCACAGAAUCCUGUUGAGAGGCCAUAUACCCCAGUUAGUCCAGAGACCACAUCUUCCAUCAAGCCGGGGCUUAUUCGCAAGGACAGCUACCUUACAGCAGCUGAACAUUCAGAGGUACAGAUCCCCUCUCUGACACCCAGAACCUUAACACCGCUGAGGCCUCACAUUCAGGCCUUCUCAUCAGAAGAGCCGAGCCCUGUCAGUUCCUUUAGUCCCACCACAGACACCACGGGACCCAGUGCAUGGAAAGAGCCUAGUCUAGAAACCUUAGCUGGGGCCAGAUUUGUAAAUCUGCCUCUAGAAAACAUGGAUAGUUCAGAGUUGGAGAGUCUUAAAGCCAAGCUUGAUUUGGGCAACUGUAUGGAGGUGCUGGAGCUGUCUAAGAAGCAUGGGCAUGCCCCUCUGAAGCAGGCAGCCCUCAGAGUGAUGUCUGACAACUACCUCCAGGUUCUUGCGGACCCAGGCCUGUAUGGGAGGCUGAAAGCAGGUGAGCGGGAUGACAUACAGAAAAAGCGUGUGAGAGGAAGGCAGUUUCUCAUGGCAGCCAAUAUGGACCCACAGGACUGGUCGGGGAGUUGUCCACAAGAGACAAAAAUGGAAAAGAGAUCCACCAACAAGCCAUCUAGUGGUCUCUACUAUUAUGAUGAUUAUAAAGACAGCUGGCGCCCAUUGUGUUCCAUUCCUCAGGAAGUCAUCUCAAAAGGCUGUGCUAUGUGCACUAUGGACAACUACUUAUUUGUAGCAGUGGGGGGCUGUCAGCAGGGCACAAAAAGAGAGAUUAAACCGUCCAAGAGAGUGUUCUGUUACAACCCCUUAACGUCCAUUUGGAAAGAGAUCAGUCCUAUGAAUGAGUCCAGGCCCCACUGCAAACUGGCAGCCCUGCAAGGCUACAUCUACGCAAUUGGAGGGGAGUGUCUGCACACCGUAGAGCGCUAUGACCCCUGCUCCGACAGAUGGACUUUCGUGGCUCCACUGCCAAAUGACACAUUUGCUGUAGCCCAUCAUGUCACAGUGUGCAACGGGGAGGUCUUUGUCCUAGGCGGAACCCUGAGGUACACAAUGUUGCGCUACAACCCAAAAACCAAUGCUUGGAGAAAGAGUAUAAUAACGGGCAGCAAAGAGAGGACCGCUGACAUAGUGGGCGUACGGAACGUUCUGUAUCGCUUCGACGUCAGCCCUCAGCUGGGCAUCAGUGUGUACCGCUACCACACCGUGGCACGACUGUGGUACGAGUGCUGCACCAAGCGCCUCGCCAACUGCCCCGCCUUCCAGUGUGUCGCCAUGGACAACACCAUCUACUGCUUGAGCCGACAGUUCACAAUGAGAUUCCUGGCCGAUGAGAUCUCUUCAACCUUCAUAGAGGAUGAUUUAAGUAUCCUCUCUCUAGCUAAGGGCGUCCUUUUCCCUUUUGUCCUUUCACUUCCUGAUAAGAAGGCUCUCCAGACCAGUGUGUAAGCAGGAAUGUUUCUCAGUGAUGGAGUAUAUCAUAUAUUUAUGCACCAAGGCCAUUUUAAAGUGCUAAGUGUGUCCUACUGAGAUGCAGCUGUCAUCAUCAGAGGUAAUGAAAGUAAAAUAUUAACACCAUUAAUGGUAAUUAUACUGCUGCUUGUUUCGAUUUAUCCAGGGUGCAUUGCCUUGUACAGUCAAUUCAAUGUAUUUUUGAAGGCUUUUUGUUCUUUCAGUUUCCUCCUCUCUUGCACUAGUUACUCCCUAAAUCAUGCAAAAUGUGCACUUCCUGUCCUGUAAAAAUGAUUCAUAAACAAGUCUUAACUUAAUUUAGUAAGUCAUAAUGCUUUGGAGCGGUGGGGUGAUAUGCUAAUAAUCCAUCACAGUGGGUUACUGUGUAGGGCACAAAUAUUACACACAAACAGGCCUGGACUCAAUACAAUUAUGCACAUUUGGUCUAUAAAUAUGAGAUGAUUUAAAUGGUUGUGACUUACAGCAUAAUG